Messenger RNA from Populus nigra (black poplar), 3528 nucleotides. Its product is annotated as 5'-3' exoribonuclease 4-like. NCBI's taxonomy places the organism in Eukaryota, Viridiplantae, Streptophyta, Magnoliopsida, Malpighiales, Salicaceae. The coding region runs from base 167 to 3016 and encodes 949 amino acids. The record is from RefSeq and is a predicted model, not a curated record. Gene Ontology annotation, biological process: nuclear-transcribed mRNA catabolic process. Gene Ontology annotation, cellular component: nucleus. The transcript is spliced from 22 exons. Gene Ontology annotation, molecular function: RNA binding; 5'-3' RNA exonuclease activity; zinc ion binding.
CUAAUCUACGAGGGCAAUCUCGUCCAUUCACCUGCCACCGCAAGCACCGUACCUAUCACCGCCAAACUGAUCCCUCCCUCUCAAUCAAAACCCCCAAGGAAAACCACUCUCUCCAAUUCUUCGAUCUCGAUCGAACCAGAGCCUGACUUAGCCAGAAAGUCCCACCAUGGGUGUGCCGGCGUUCUACAGGUGGCUCGCAGACCGGUACCCGCUAUCAAUUGUUGAUGUAAUUGAAGAGGAACCUCAAGAAGAUUCGAAUGGAAACUCUAAACCAAUCGAUGUUUCAAAACCUAACCCUAAUGGUAUCGAGUACGACAAUUUGUAUCUGGAUAUGAACGGGAUUAUCCAUCCCUGCUUCCAUCCUGAAGGAAAGCCUGCACCUGCUACUUAUGAUGAUGUGUUCAAGUCUAUAUUUGUUUACAUUGAUCAUUUAUUUGCUUUGGUUCGUCCAAGGAAGCUGCUUUUUAUGGCAAUUGAUGGGGUUGCUCCAAGAGCUAAAAUGAAUCAGCAACGGUCACGACGGUUUAGAGCUGCGAAAGAUGCUGCUCAAGCAGAAGCUGAAGAAGAAAGGCUGAGGAAAGAGUUUGAGGCUGAGGGGGAACUUUUAUCUGUUAAAGAAAAGCCCGAAACACGUGAUUCUAAUGUUAUAACACCUGGCACUCAAUUUAUGGCAGUUCUUUCGAUUGCGCUUCAGUAUUAUAUACAAAGUAGAUUGAAUCACAAUCCAGGCUGGCAGAAUACCAAGGUUAUUCUUUCUGAUGCAAAUGUUCCUGGUGAGGGAGAACACAAAAUCAUGUCUUAUAUAAGAUUGCAACGCAACAUUCCUGGUUUCAAUCCAAACACACGCCACUGUCUGUAUGGUCUGGAUGCGGAUUUGAUUAUGCUGUCUUUAGCUACGCACGAGGUUCACUUUUCAAUAUUAAGAGAGAUGGUCAUAUUUCCAGGGCAACAGGAUAAGUGUUUUCUCUGUGGUCAAGCUGGUCAUCUUGCAGCUGAAUGUCGUGGUAAGCAAGGAGAUGAUGCUUUAGAUUGGAAUGUGGUAGAUGAUACCCCAAUUCACAAGAAGAAAUAUCAGUUUCUCAACAUCUGGGUUUUGCGAGAAUAUCUGCAAUAUGAUCUGGACAUUCCAAACCCACCAUUUGCAAUUGACUUCGAAAAGAUAGUGGAUGACUUUGUGUUUAUGUGUUUUUUUGUUGGCAAUGAUUUUCUUCCGCAUAUGCCAACAUUGGAAAUUCGGGAGGGUGCUAUAAACUUACUGAUGCAUAUUUAUAGAAGGGAGUUCUCUGCAAUGGGUGGUUAUCUGACUCUUGCGGGUGAGGUUUUCCUUGAUAAAGUAGAACACUUUAUUCAGUCUGUUGCUGUUUACGAGGAGCAAAUCUUUCAGAAGAGGGCUCGUAUACAACAGGCUUUCGAGAAUAAUGAAGAAAUGAAACACAAAGCAAGAAGAGAUCUCUCUGAAGAGAUACAAGCACCACCUGUAGAUAAGGUUAAAUUAGGGGAGCCUGGAUACAAAGAGAGAUAUUAUGCUGAGAAAUUUGAUUUAUCAAAUGAAGAGGAGGUUGACAAAGUUACAAAAGAUGUGGUUUUGAAGUACGUGGAAGGUUUGUGUUGGGUCUGUCGCUAUUACUACCAGGGUGUUUGCUCUUGGCAAUGGUUUUAUCCAUACCAUUAUGCUCCAUUUGCUUCAGAUAUUAAGGAUCUGGAUGAGAUGGAAAUAACCUUCUUUCUUGGAGAGCCAUUCAAACCCUUUGAUCAACUUAUGGGGACCCUACCAGCUGCGAGUUCUAAUGCUUUGCCAGAAGAAUACAGGAAAUUGAUGACCAACCCUUCUUCCCCAAUUCAUCAAUUCUUCCCCUCAGAUUUUGAAAUUGACAUGAAUGGCAAGCGCUUUGCUUGGCAGGGUAUUGCCAAAUUGCCAUUCAUCGAUGAGAGGAAAUUGCUUGCCCAAACAAAGAAGCUUGAAAGAACUUUAAUGGAGGAAGAGCAGGUCAGGAAUAGUGUGAUGCUUGAUUUGCUAUAUGUCCAUCCUGUUCAUCCAUUGUCUCAACAAGUCAUUUCUUACUAUCAUCAUAACUAUCGUUUACCUGUUAGUGAAAGAAUUGCUUUGGAAAUUGACACGAGAGCUAGUGGUGGAAUGAAUGGUUAUCUUUGGUUAUCUGAAAGAAAUGUGUGGAGAAGUGUGGUCCCUUCUCCUAUCAAUGGAUUGCCAGCCUUGGAGUAUAACCAAGUUUUAAAUAUCACAUACCUAACUCCUUCAAGUCAUAGACACAUCCCAGAACCUCCAGAGGGUGUAGUCAUGCCUGAAAAGAUCUUAAAACCUACAGAUAUUAAACUGUUUCCCACAUUAUGGCAUGAAGAUAAUGGCCGCAGACAGCAAGGCAGGGAAAGGCCACAAGUACCCCGAGCAGUAGCUGGCCCUGUAUUGGGGGAAGCAGCUCAUCGUCUUGUCAAGAACACCCUUAAUAUCAAACCAAACGGUUCAUAUUCUCGAGGCAAUUACACAUUCAACAGGCCAAGACCUGCUGGGCCAGCUGGUUAUGGAAGGGGCUAUGGGGACGAUCCAAACUAUCAUUAUGCACAUUACAAUAACCAGCAAGGCCUAAUGAGUAAUCAUAUGUAUCCUGUCUCAUCAAAUGGUGUGCAAGGCAACCGACACAACUCUAGGCCUCAAGACAGAGUGCAGUACCAUCAACAGUACCAUGAUUUGAGUACUGGGGUGUCUGCUCUGACUGUGGAAGAAAAUUUCAGAAGCAGGGCACCUGCAGUGAUCUCACCACGAAUUCCGAAUCCAGGAUACACAACGAAUUUAUACAAUCAGUUUGAGCAUAACACAGGUCCACUUCCAUCACCACCCACCAAUUGGAUCAACAAAACAGCAGCAGGAGACGCUGGAAUGUACGUCAGACAAGACACAACAUCAAGGGGGGGUCCAAAUGAGAAGCAGUUGAAGCAGGUUUACCAGGUUAAGACACAAGUAGCUCAGGAGACGUCAGAUAUUCUAGCUCAAGAAAUAUAAGAUUUAAAACAGCAGUAACACUGUAGAUUUGGUUAAUCUUGUACAUUUUCUGACCACCCACAUAGCUGUGGCAAUGGAUCUUCAUUUUCUGACGAGUUUACUCAGUUUGGGUAAAGCAGCCACAGAAUGCUAUUCCUGGACGGUAUGCAUCCACCAGAGUCUGAGGCCGUUAAGACUUUUAUUUGGAUACUGAAACAUGCUGAAUUUAGUGAACGGUGGUCUUUUGAGAUCCAGUUUUGUUUUGGGGCGAGUUUGCAUACUGCAUCUUACCUCUUUCAUGUUGCAGUUUCUUUCUUCCGGAUUUUCCUAUUUGUUUACUGGGCUGUCAUAUAACUGUAUCAUACAAAUGUGUUGUUGUAAUCGGGCUGGAUCACUGGAAAUUACAACAUCGGGUCUUCUUCCGUAGUGUUUUUUAUCGGGAAGAUCAGAGACGUUGUCAGUAUGUUACUUAUUUUGGAUGGUGUAAUGAUUCUGGAUUUAAUUCUAUGCAGUAUCCUCUUUAGUGACUUGAA